Messenger RNA from Colius striatus (speckled mousebird), 3039 nucleotides. RefSeq lists its product as uncharacterized. Bases 521 to 2536 code for a protein of 671 amino acids. NCBI's taxonomy places the organism in Eukaryota, Metazoa, Chordata, Aves, Coliiformes, Coliidae. The record is from RefSeq and is a predicted model, not a curated record. The transcript has 3 exons. Gene Ontology annotation, biological process: viral process. Gene Ontology annotation, molecular function: nucleic acid binding; zinc ion binding.
AGUGGAAGUCCUGGAGCACCAGGAAUCAUGUGCCCACUGUGGGGCACCCACCCAGGAGUGUGCCAGGAGCUGCCUGGUCCUGCAGCCCUGUGACCUCCCAGUGCCACUUUGGCUUCAUUUAACACAAACACUGUAGGCACAGACAUAGCUUGGACCAGCCAGCUUGAAUAAAGAUGGUAGGGAUAAGUUAAUGCAGCUGGCAUGCUACUUCAGAAACAGGUGCUGCAAGUUAAUCAAUUGGGCCCUGGGUGAUCUCAUGGGCAGAAGCAGCAUAUAAGGAGGUAGCUAGCAAAGGAAGGGUGGCUUCGAGUCAGCUCUGGUGGUUGUACUACGUUGCCCCUGUACGUCUCUGCACGUGCAUUACUUAGACCCUCUACGUCUUUGAGUGAUUAUUGCCUUCACAACAACAACAUUUGGUGACCCCGACGUGAUUCGCUGAAUCGGUUGGAUCAAGAACCCUCGGCAGAAAAGCACUUGGAUUUCUGCUGGAAAAGGCAAGUAAUCUGAGCAAACUGAUAUAAUGGGAAAAAUGCUAAGCAAAGAGGAAAGUCCUAUUGACACCCUCCAGCAUAUCCUUGCGGAAAAAGGAUUCAAUUAUGAAAGAGAGCCUUUGCUAAGGCUUGUAAGAUGGGGACAGGAAGUGGGUCUCUUUGCUUCCCCCCAAGAAGUGUAUGAAAAAGGACACUGGGAAAAGCUAGGAGACAUGUUGAAUAAUGCUAUUGGCUUGUGUAAAUUGGUAUCAUCCAUUAUACACCAGCUAGAAGCUGAGCGUGCUGCCGCUGCUGCCAUGAAAGCAGAAGCUGCUGCACCAUCUGCGUUCCCAGUGGAUGCUAAAAGAUUCUUUGGAGGUGGUGACUUUAUAGUGCCAUCGGCUCCACCUCUAGAAGAAAAUACUCAGAGAUUCUUCGGAGGGGAUAAUGUUGUAAUACCCUCGGCUCCACCUCUGGAAGAGGAGAGCAUGGAUGUGAGCCCACCUCCCCCAGAACCCCCUAGAGCACCGUUCCAGGAGCCGAAUACACACAUUGCUUCUCCUCCCCUCCCACCCACCCUUCACCAUCCUGCCCCAUCCCACCCUUCUGCUAUACCUGAAGGAGUACCUAACAGAGAACGGAAGGUACGUUUUACAAAUGAUAUGCCGUUGCCCCUGAGCUCAUCAAUCCCUGAGUGUAUUCCUCUGCCAUCAUCACCCCCAACUUCUAGUGAAGAUCAACAAAGACAAUUAUUAAAGGAAGAGUUAAUACAACAUGGAGAAGAUAUGAAACACACUUUGGCCCAGCUGGAGGAACUGAUAGAAAAACCAAAAGCAACAGCUAAUCAGCUGUUGGAACGAAUUAAUGAAUUAACCAAAACAAAGAUUAAAGUUUCAUCCCCACAGGUACUCAGAGAUCCUCGUCCAGAUGAUUAUGAUCCGGCUAAGAAAUGGAGAGGCCUCAUACGUGAUGCGGUAAUCGAAGGCGAAUUUAUUCCGCAAGCCUUUCCAGUAAUAACAGCACAAAGAAAACGACAAUGGGCACCUUUAGAUUGGAAAUUGGUAAGAGAAGGCCAGAAAGCAGUAAUGCAAUAUGGCUUGUCCAACCCAUACGUUCAGACAUUACUAGAUCAUAUUUUUGCCAGUGGGUUAAUGACUCCAUUUGACUGCCGGAAGCUUGCAGAAACUUUCCUGAAGCCCACUCAGGUAUUAUUAUGGGAGUCUGAAUGGGAAAAAAGAGUUGAUCUGACGGUGGUGGAAAACAUGGACUUACAACAGGGAGAUCCGCGGCGAGUUGUCACAGCAGACAUGAUGCUGGGUAAAGGAGCAUUCGCUGAUCCUCAGGUACAAGCCCGGCUGCAUGAAGCUAUCUUGCAGCAAACACAGACACUGGCACGUCAGGCAUUUAAGAUCGUUCCUGAUAUGGGGGUGCCAGUUCCCUCAUAUACAACUAUUAUUCAAAAACCUAAUGAGCCUUUCAUGACCUUCUUAGACCGCCUAAGAGCAGCUCUGGAUCAUAUACCAAACAUGUCGGCUGAAGUCAAGGCGGAAAUAGGGUUACACUUAGCAGUUGCUAACGCUAAUCAUGAUUGCAAAAAGAUCCUGCAGGCUCUCCCGCGGACAGCAACUUUGGUCGACAUGAUAGAAGCCUGCUCUAGGGUAGGAUCGUCAGCACAUUUAGCUGAGGCAAUGGCAACAGCAUUGAAACCUUUAGUUCAAGCCCACAAAGGAGAUCGGAGGCCAAAGUGCUUUAACUGUGGAAAAAUAGGACACGUGAAAAAUCAAUGUCGGUCCAGACCAUUGGUAUGGACAAACAGCUCCGCCAGGCCAUCUGGGUCCAAUGGCAGAUUUCACGGUAAUUGUUACAGAUGUGGCAAGUUUGGCCAUAGAGCCACUGAGUGCCGCUCUCGAGUGGCCAGACAAACAAUGCAUAAGGGAAACGGGUUGACGAGCGCAAAAAGGGCGAGCGCGAUGACACAAAAACGCCCUUCAACACCAAGAGCUGCCUGGAUGGCCUCAGAUCAGCCACUGCAGGAAGCGCAGGAGUGGAUGUGGAAACAGCAGUAGAUGUAACCAUCCACAACACAGAGGUAACAAUUAUCUCCUCUAACGUUAAUGGACCCCUUGGCUAUGGAUUAAGCGCUUUGCUUUUAGGACGGUCAUCGGCCUCUCGACAGGGUAUUUUUGUGCUCCCCGGUGUAAUUGAUGCAGACUAUGAAGGAAAUAUUGGAAUAAUGGUUAAAGUUUGGCAGCCACCAGUUCAUAUACCUAAAGGAACUAAAAUAGCGCAAUUAGUUCCUUUCAGAGCUAAAGUUCCUUUCGCAGGAAGUCGUAAGCGUCGAGACGGUGGUUUUGGAUCCACUGGAGUACCUGAGGGAAAGGCCUGGACCAGCAUCGCAUUCUACAAGAAGUGAACCGACAGUUAAGCAACUCCGGGUUGGUGAUCGCGCCAGAGAAGGUACAAAUGCACGCCUCUUGGAAAUAUUUAGCCAUGGUCUGGGCCACAGCCUUAACCAGUGACAGUUCUCGAGACGUCAUAAGACAUUGGAGGAGUUGCUUUGCUGUCCUUG